Molecule: messenger RNA, 1976 nt
Organism: Bursaphelenchus xylophilus (pine wood nematode)
Lineage: Eukaryota; Metazoa; Nematoda; Chromadorea; Rhabditida; Aphelenchoididae
Source: the annotation of a GenBank genome assembly
AUGCAAAAACCUCAAAAAUUCCCUGUCAUUGAAACCACCGCACCCUGCACCUCAACCACCAUUCCAGUCAGCAAUGAAAUCCACAAGCUGACCCUGGAUUUGGACGACGACACGAAAAGAAAACCAAAAUUUCGGCGAAUCUACAAAACCUGGCCGAUUUUGCGCUUUCUGAAUCAACUUUUUAACCCUCAAUCGGAUAGAAUAUCCUACGUCGACAACCCCAUGGAUGAGAUUCUGCCGAACCUGUAUUUGGGCGGGAUUAGAGCGGCGACGGAUCGGGAGUUGCUGAAGGUAAAACCUUUUUUCAAAUAUUUUUAGCAAAGAAAGUAUCACAAUCUUCAUUUUUUCUGCAAAGCGCGAGUCAGGAGCCUUGAAAAUAUUUUACAAAAAAUUGUCUAAAUUUUGCUAACAACGGUUAUUAACCAAGGAAUUACCCUAUGUGCGAGGCUCAGAUUUUCUUUAAAUUUUGCACACACGUUGGACAUAUUCCAUAUAGCAAUUCCUGAAAAUUUCAGCUUCCGCUUUGCAGGGGCGUCCAAGAUAUUCAACGAUUUUUGCCGCCGAGAGAGCACGGAAAAGGCGGAGUUCGGUCAGAGAUAAAGUCACUGUUGCCCGUGUCCUUGCCAUUUUUUUGCAGAUUUAAAAAAACAUAUUUUUUCUGUAAAGACGUCACUCUCUGCAGUAGAAAUAUACAGGGUGGGCCAAAAAAAUGGACGUUAAUUUUUCUUCGACUUUUCCUGCCAUGAAACAGUUUGUGAGAGAAGGUAUAUAUGGCAUGAAAGUACUGUGUUUAGGGAAUAUAUUUAUUGUAGAAUUUUCGUCCUUCCUGCAAAAGUUUAUAACAUACGGUUGCAGGAAAGUUGUCGGGUCAAAACUUAUUAGGCCAAAGUUUGCAAAAAAAGUGUUGCUUUUUUCGUGGCCUAAAAAUUUUCUUUUGGCCUAAAAAUCUCGGCCGUACCUGCGAAGCGCGGGAAUAAGAAAUUUCUGACAAGGGAAGUCGUUCAGAUCGCAAAUGCGUUGAGCUAUGGGACCGGUAUAUUCUGAUUCUCCAUAUUCGAAAACGGUAAGAGCUAAAACAAAUUUUCCGUCUGGGCCCAGGUUUUCGAGAAAAUCGACCGUAAAUUUUGACCGGAAACCCCGCUAAAUAGUCCUCGCUCCAAAAGACUUUUGGAUCAAGAGCUAAAUGGCGGAGGGCGAGUGAAAACGCUCUCAAAAUUCUUUUGUCCGUGAUACCGGGAAAGGUUCGAGUCCCGCUAGGCUAAAACGCAUGUUCAAAGAGCUCUGAUAUUGAAAAUGAUAAAAAAUAAAAAUUUUUUAGUUUUUUGUGGUGAAGUGUACCCCAAUAAUUUCAGAUCAAAUAGUUUUUUUAGGAAUAAACACUUCAUUUUUGAGUUCAGCGCAGAAAUAUGAUUGGGAACAAGGGUCUCCUCCAACCGAUUCAACCACUUGCCCCUUACAAAUACCAGAGGGACAAUCUCCCAAAGGCCAAUACAAACAAUCACCGAAUAAACCGCAAAUACGUUUAUCCUCAGUAAAACACCUCUCCUCACAAUAUGGCCAAACGAAGGGCCGCAAGAUCAAUACAAUAUAAUCAAAAUCCUCUAGCAACUGUAGCCAACCGCUCACAGUGCUGCUUCUUCCACCAAUUGUCCUCAUUCCCAUCGUUCCUAUUCUCUCUCGAUCAUUGUGGCGGAAUGCCAAGGCUCUCAAUCUCUUCGUGUCAGGGCGCGGGUCGGGGUCCAAUGUCGUUAUUGCGGCCGUGGGUUCACACGCCCCUCCUCUAGAUAGACGGCGUCCCGACGUCAACAAGGUGCUUCUUCCCAAGUUCAUCAUUCAAUUCUGGUUGAUUUCAGCCGGUGUAUGAUGGGCAGACAGGAUUCUCUCUUGAUCGGCUUGCUGGACGUGGCACUGGUGGGUUUGGAUUGGCGUUGGAGGGCUUGGAGUGGCGUUUUUCUGACUUGGAACAAGGCGGAUAA